This is a messenger RNA of Homarus americanus (American lobster), 3461 nucleotides long. Its product is annotated as putative protein tag-52. Gene Ontology annotation, cellular component: cytoplasm. The record is from RefSeq and is a predicted model, not a curated record. Lineage: Eukaryota; Metazoa; Arthropoda; Malacostraca; Decapoda; Nephropidae. The transcript is spliced from 8 exons. Bases 201 to 1748 code for a protein of 515 amino acids. Gene Ontology annotation, biological process: intracellular signal transduction. Gene Ontology annotation, molecular function: guanyl-nucleotide exchange factor activity.
UGGAAUUUCGGAUUAAGGGUUGUCAACCUGUAUAACCAUUUGGAUAUUUAAUAUAGUUUCAUCAUGUUAUAAAUUAUAUCGAGAUAAUUUCCUACCUAAUGUUAAAAAAAAUGCUUUGGAUAGAUCUAAAUUAAUAUACAGUACAAUACAGUACAAGGUUUAAUAUUUGUCCUUUUAAUUCCCUCAUUUGAAGGGUGACAAUGAAUGAGUCCCUACGCAGCAAGGUUGUACAGGAGAUAGUCUUAACUGAAGAAACUUAUCUCAAACAGCUUCACACCCUUGACACUUACUUCGCAAGGCCAUGUUUAGAGAAAUGUCUCCUGCCUGGAGAUAUCCAUGCAGCCAUAUUUGGUGAGCUUGCUGCCCUGCGACAUAUGAAUGAAGAACUGUAUAAGGCCUUGGCGUCUGAAAAUGAAAAUGUAGGUGCUGCCUUCCUGCAUUUGGCUCCAUUUCUAAAGGUGUACUCUUCUUAUGCCAAAAACUAUCAGCAAGCUAUAAACCUUUUAUUGGAGUGGGAGAGACGAAGCGACAAGUUAAGGUCAUGGCUUACGGGAACAGAAUCCCGACCUGAGGUUCAAGCCAAACUGCCCUCAUUACUCAUCACUCCCGUGCAGCGCAUCCCACGGUACCGCCUACUGCUGGGGGAGCUGCUCAGACACACCCCUGAUGAUCACCCACACCAUAGUAGUAUUGAAAAGGCAGUAGGAGAGGUGGGUGAGGUGGCAGAACAUAUCAACCGCAGCAUUAGUAAAGCGGAGAAUCUCCAACGAAUGUUGAUGAUCCAGCGUGCCUUUAAGCGUACCCUACCUAGCAUCAUUGCCCCAGGACGUCACCUCCUUAAAGAAGGUGUCCUCCACAAGGUGUCUCGCAAUGGUAACAACUCGCAGCCGCGACUGUUUUUCCUUUUCACAGACAUACUGUUGUACACCACGCUACCUACAGCAAGUCUUGCCAGUAUAUCCUCCACCAGUUCUGGUGACGUUUUGGACGUGGACUACAAGCCCCGUUCGUUGGAGUGUUGUUGCCUGCUGCCUCUCCGACACUGUUCCAUUAUUUCUGUUUUGGGCAGUGGUCAGCAGGGCCUUUUUAGGGUCAAAUGUGAAUCAGAAGACAUGUUGUUGUACAGUCGUGACAAGACAGCGGGAGGUGAGUGGGUUUCUAUGCUGACAGAAGCUGUAACACAAGCAGUUAAUAAAAGAAAAACUCUUCGCAAGGACUCCAGCUCCAGGAAGCCACUGCGGAGGCCGGCCCUACGCAAGUUAACUAUUAAGGGAGACCCAGACCAUCUAAUUGCUCUUAAGGUUACAAAACCUCAAGAUGAGAAUUCAGGAGGUGUCGUAGAAGCAUCAAGGUUGCCGGUGCCAGAAUCCCCAAAGAUAGUUAAAGGAAAGGCGGCCUUCAAAAAGACAGAGAGGUCUCCCACUUCUCUUAUGGCACAGCUGCUUCAGGUGCAGGAGUGUCUCACCCCUCCAAAGUCUUGGCUGUCACCCGGUAAAAAACACAAGGCGGCAGAUAGAAACAACGAACAGGAAAUGGAUGGAAAGUUCAAGAGACCUCGAUCGGUUUUUGACUCGCCAGAGACAACCAAAGAUAAAGUCAACAAGUCAAGAAGACCGUUGUCAUUUAUGCAAAAUUUCUCAGGUGAAAAAAAAACGGAAGAAAAUGCAGCGGGAGUCACAAGAGGUCAACCAUUUAGUUAUUCACCCAGGUACACACCUCCGUAUAAACCUUCCCCUCUUGCCAGAUGAUGCCACACAUUCCCUCCCCCACCCAGUGCAAGUCAAUAUUCACUUUGUUUAAGGUAGACAGACCAGGUAGCUACAACUCCAGAGAAUAAAUAUUUUAAACAAAUGAUAUAUUAUUAAAUAGACACGUUUGAUAUUUUUACUUAACUUUGUCCUUCUUCCUAACCUUUGGUCUUCCCUUAUUUACCACACAUGAGAUUAUAAAUCAUAUAUCUAGAAAUGUCUGGAUAAUUUCUUGCCAGAGACAGCAAGCAUAAUGACCUGUUAACUGUAAAUAAAUGUGUAUAUUGUACUGUAUACUGGUGAGGAAUGUAUAUGGAGAUUUCUUUGGUGAUAAAUAACAACUAGUAUUGCACUGUAGUUUAUUCUUAGAAGUAACUACUGUAGUACUGUACUGUAGUGUAUUGGGUUUUGACUUCAUUGACUUAGAAAGGUUUAGUAAUGUAAUAUUUUUUUUUUACGUAUUCACUUUUAAUUUGAAUUGACAGGAACUUGGGUAUUUACCACUACUGUAGUUGUGGCAUCAUCACAGUCUAGUAGUAUACUGUACAGUACAUUACUUACCGUAAGUACAGUAUGAAUUAAUUGAUAAACAUUAAAAGAUAUCUGCCAUACACUGUACUGCUCAGUUUUCAGAGUGGCUCAUGUUUGUUUAGUUUUUAUGGUUAUGAGAUAAGAUGAAAUGAAUGGAAUUAGAUAAAUUUUGUAACUCUGUAACUUUAAUUAUAUCCCAAACUAAUCUGUAGAACUAUGAAGUGUAUCAGGGGUUGGUGUAACUUUUGAGGCUGAGCUGCUCUAUAACAACAUUACAUUACUGUAUCUAAGAAAAUUCUGUGUGAUCAUAUUUUGUUAGGUGUAGAAAUACCGUGAACAGUGCAGACGGGAUUCUUUUUCUGUAUCUAAUACUAAGUAUAUAUAAUAUAGAAUUAUGAGAUGAAAAUCAUAUAUUUUAGUUAUUCGCACAUGUAGAUAAUUCUCUUGCUGACUGGUGAAUAUUCUUGUUGUUUCAUUACACUAGUCUGGCUAUUAACCAUUUCAUUUUCUCUGACAAAGAUGAUCUUAGUCUUUGAUCCUAAAGACGAAGCCACAACCUCACAAGUGUUUGGCUCUGUUUCUCACUGUUUACUGUACAGUAGUCACUGAAAUAGCUACUCACUCAGUCACUUAGUACAGAAAGUUACCCAGACUUUAGUUUUUAAACAUAGAAUAUAUUAUAUUCAUCUCUAUUUGUAACACAUGUCAUUUUCUGUGUUUUAAAGUUAUACGACAUAAGAGGUUUACCCAAAGACAUUUAAUAGGCUAUGUUAGUACUUAAAUACAGUACUGUAUAUAGUACUCUAUAUCCCAUAUUUUGUAGAUUUAGUGUGUGUGUUUGCAUGCUUGUGUGUGUACUCUUCACUGAUGCAUCAAGAGUGGAGGAAGAUGAACAAUAACUGAAGGAGAUAUUUUAUUAAAAUAAAGAUAGUUCUGUACAUAUACGAUUAGGUGAAGGUAGACAAUAUUGUGAUGCAACUGCUGGAUUAUUUUUGUGUGAUUUGGUUGUUUUGGGGUACAGUACAGUAUUUUUUAAUGAAACUUAUUAGUAAAUUAAUUUUAAUAAUCUUCAUGCUCAUUGUAUUUUUGCAUCACAAGUCAUUAAAUUUUAUUGUAAUGCAUUAUACAGACAGUCUUUGAUCACCAUGCUUAGUGUCCAGAAAUAUAAAUAAAUACAGCUAC